AUGAAGAUCUUUGCAGCAGUUCUUAUGUUAAUGACCAAUUCUAACUUGAUUCUCGGUCAAAAUGAAUUUGCUAGAUGUGCUUAUAGACUUUAUAGUAGCUUGUAUUAUUGUGAUUUUACAAUUUACAACCCUCGAGGUGUCAACAAUUUCCAUACGAUAAAUGGCACACAUAUUACAACUUCUUAUACUGAUGCCCAUGUUACCACGGUAAACAACUUGUCUGGGUCAAAAACUACGGUUGUACCAACGAUAAUUUGUGAAAAGUUUUAUAAUUUACAAAGAGUGUCAUUAUGUGAUUUAGGAAUUGAAUAUCUUAAUAUGGAGAAUGAUAUUUCAUUUAAAAAGUGCGCUAAUAUUUUGUUUAUCGAAUUGUGUAGAAACAAUAUAACUGAAAUCCCUGAAAAUUCAUUUGUUGCGAAAAGCAAUUUAAUUGUGGAUCUCCCAGCUGAUCUCUUCCGUGAGUUGACUGAUUUAGAGACGAUCACAUUGUCCAAUAAUAACCUCACGAUUUUGCACUCCGAUCCAUUCGGAUAUUUACCAAAACUAAAAUAUUUUUCACUAAUCAAUUGUCAACUUGAGGCGAUAGACGAGAAUCUUAUCGACAAUACUGGUGCAAUACAGCUUUCAUUGACUGAUAACUUUUGUGUGAAUGAGACAGUUAUUGAUAAUUCAGCUACGAGGUACUCAAUGAGGAUUAUCUUAUCAGAGUGUUUUGAUAAUUAUGCGAAUUUGGUAGGACAAACAACGACCACAAUAAGCUCAAUAACAUCGACAACAGCUAAUCCAAAUUUACCACCAGGAUGCAUUGGUGGAAAUGUAGAUGCAAGGAUCUGUGAGCUGGAAGAUAAUAACAAUAAGUUGACUGAAAAUGUUGAAGAUUUAAUGAAGAAAAAUUUGGAGCUGGAGAAUCAAAAUAAAGUUUUUGCAUCAAUGUUUGAGAAUAUGCAAAGUCAAAUUGAUGAAUUGAAAAAUCGACCAUGUUCAUGUUUAUAA
Messenger RNA from Chironomus riparius, 993 nucleotides. The record is from the annotation of a GenBank genome assembly. Lineage: Eukaryota; Metazoa; Arthropoda; Insecta; Diptera; Chironomidae.